Messenger RNA from Aspergillus ochraceoroseus IBT 24754, 1365 nucleotides. Its product is annotated as protein GET4. Gene Ontology annotation, molecular function: protein binding. The record is from RefSeq and is a predicted model, not a curated record. The transcript has 5 exons. Lineage: Eukaryota; Fungi; Ascomycota; Eurotiomycetes; Eurotiales; Aspergillaceae. Gene Ontology annotation, biological process: protein insertion into ER membrane. The coding region runs from base 1 to 1095 and encodes 364 amino acids. Gene Ontology annotation, cellular component: TRC complex; cytosol.
AUGACCUCACGGAUUGAGAAGACAAUCGCCCGACAGCAAGAGAAGUAUUUCGACCCCUUUUGUUGCUCGUUUGAGAACUGCGCAUCUCGGAUCGCGUCUGGAGCCUACUACGAAGCCCAUCAGCAGCUGCGAGUGAUUGCUGCGCGAUACAUUAAACAGGCUAAUUAUGAUGCAGCAGCUGAGAUCCUGGCUGGCGGAGCUACUGCCCUCCUCCAAGCUGGUUCGCAACAGGGAGCUGCAGCUAGUGGAGGAGAUUUAGCUAUCAUGUUGGUGGUCGAGGUGUACACCAAGGCAGGCUGGGAAAUUGUUGGAGGAGAUGAUGACGUUGUGGGGCGCGCUCGCAAGAAGCGUUUGAUCGAACUUCUACAUGAAUUCCCGCCAGAAGAACCCACACGAAGGAGAUUCAUCCAGGAGAUAAUUCUUUGGAGCGGGCGUUUUGGGCCCCUGGAACGAGGUGACCCGGAAUUGCAUCAUGCUGCUGGUUCUGUGUAUGCCGAAGAUCACGAACCCUAUGAUGCAGAGAAGCAUCUCAUCCUCGGUACCUCUGAAUCCGCUGAGACACUGGCCAAGCUUGAGUACGAGUGGUACACAAACGACGAGCCGCAUACAGCUGGUAUUUAUGCAUCUCGUGCUGUUAUCCCUUUCCUUUUGAUUGGGAAUCUUCGCAGCGCCAAUAAGGCCUUCUUGAUAUUCACAUCCCGACUUGCAUCUGCAAACCCCUCGCCCGGCGUGCAGGAAGUAAGCAGCGCUAGCUCAGACGUAAAAGUCUUCCCGGCUUUGCCUUUAGUCAAUUUCAUUAGCAUGCUGCUGCUUACGAUCCAGCGUGGGAGUGCGGACCUGUUUAAGCAGUUGACCGCGCAUUACGCGACACAAAUUAGGGAGGCUGGUAUGUUGGACGAAUCACUGGCUCAGAUUGGGGAGCAGUACUUUGCGAUUAAGAUCCCGAGACAGGGAAAUCCCUUGCUUGACAUGAUGGGCAGCAUGUUCUUUGGAGGCGGUGGCCAAGAUAGUGGUGCGGGUGGAAGGCGGCCGGCCCAGGGACGCGGCCAGCCAAAAAAGGUCGAGGCGCCGCCAUCGAAUAUCGAUCUUGAUUAGGCUUGGCCGGGAAAUGCAAUAUUUUGAAUGUAGAACAUGCAGACUGAACAUAUCAUCGAGACUAACAUAAUGACACUCGUGUACUGACGGGUACGGUUGGUAUUUAGACGCGAGUAUCGGGUUCCGGCUCAUACAUCCAAUUGUCCUCUUCCAAUGCGGCGACUUUGUUUCGUAGGCUCUGAUAGAUGAGGUUCAGAAUUUCAUGUGGCUCACUGCUCAUCUGUCUGUUCCUGUUUCGGUACAUCAUCUCUACCAAGUUCGCUUCAAUCU